AUGUGGAAGAGUGUGUCGCGCCGUCGGGAGCGUCCCGCCGAGGUCAGUCCGCAUCGGUGGUUGCUCGGCAGGGCGUCCGUCGUGAUACCGAUGGAGAACGUGACGAACUUCGCUGAUGACUAG
This is a messenger RNA of Haemonchus placei, 123 nucleotides long. The record is from the annotation of a GenBank genome assembly. NCBI's taxonomy places the organism in Eukaryota, Metazoa, Nematoda, Chromadorea, Rhabditida, Trichostrongylidae.